AUGAAUCGAAAUGAAGGUGAUAGCUCGAGCGAUGAUGAAUUGGAAUCUUUCUUAGAGAGAAACGUCAAUAGAAAUGUCAAGCAAAUAGUCUCAAGAAGGAGCCUGCCGCAGCAGAAGGAUCUCUUCGGACAAAUUCUUCCCAACCAACAGCCCUAUUACGAGGAGAUUCAAACCAAAGUCACAUACGGUCCUACACACCAUGAACUAAAUAUGGAUAGCCUUGGCACGUAUAUUUAUCCAACGAAUUAUGAGGUUCGUGAGUAUCAAUUUCAGAUCGUUAAAAAAGCACUGUAUGAGAACCUAAUAUGUGCCAUUCCAACUGGUACCGGUAAAACAUUCAUAGCCAGCACAGUGAUGCUGAACUUUUAUAGGUGGACAAAGACUGCUAAAAUCAUCUUCACCGCUCCCACAAGACCUUUGGUGGCGCAGCAAAUCAAAGCAUGUCUUGGGGUCACUGGUAUUCCCCACAGUGAUACCGCGAUUCUACUAGACAAGUCAAGAAAGAACAGGGUGGAGAUUUGGGCGUCGAAAAGAGUGUUUUUUACCACUCCUCAGGUGGUUGAAAACGAUCUUAAGAGGGGAGUUUUGAAUCCCAAAGACGUUGCAUGUUUGGUGAUUGAUGAAGCGCAUAGAGCUCGAGGCGCAUACUCUUACGUGGAGGUCACCAAAUUCAUGGAUCGCUUCAACACUUCAUACAGGCUUUUGGCUUUAACUGCCACUCCUGCGGCCGAUUUAGAAGGUGUUCAAGAGGUAGUUCACAAUUUGAAUAUCUCUAGCAUUGAACUGAGGACCGAAGAAGAUGCAGACGUCUCGCGGUACAUGAAGAGGCGUGACAAGGAGGAAAUUAACGUAGGGCUACUUCCAGAAAUCGAAGACCUCAUAGAACAGCUUGGCUUGGCUGUGAUGCCAGUCCUUAAAGAAGCAGUGGAGCUUGGCAUUUACGACGAUUGUCACCCUUCACAAAUUAAUGCAUUUAUCGCCUUACAGAAAAGCCAGAAGCUUAUAGCGAAUCCUACAAUUCCAGAAGGUAUCAAGUGGAGAAACUUUUUUAUUUUGCAACUUCUCAGCCAUGUUGGGCAUAUGCUCAAAAGGCUCAAAAUUUAUGGAAUCAGAGCUUUUUACAAGUACUUUGAGAAUAAGCACAAAGAAUUCACAACCAAAUAUGGUAUGGGAAAGUCAACCAACAAAACAGCAGCGUCUUUCUUUUACAAUCCGAUCCUGAAAAAUGUCAUGAAAAAUUGUGAGAGACUGCUGACAACUCCCAAUUUUCUGGGACACGCCAAGCUGGGACACGUCCAAGAGGAACUAAAAGGUUUCAUUCAAGAUUGUCUGCCGAGUUCUCGAGUUAUCAUCUUUACCGAACUCAGGGAAUCUGCUUUAGAAAUAGUAAAGUGUAUUGAUUCCAUGCAGAUUAGUGGACUCCGGCCACAUAUAUUUAUUGGCCAGGCUCGUGGUAAAGAGGGCUUUGAUGAUGAAGAAUAUACAAGAAAGCAUAAGCCAAAAGGUAGGAAAAAAGCAGAUCGAUUGCAGCGGCUUGAAGAUGAAAAAGCUCGAGAGGAAGAGAAAAAGAAGGAGAAAGAAAAGAAGCGUUUAGAUAGAGCUUGCAGUCGCACUGGAACAUCAGAAGAGGCCCAGAUUACAGGAAUGAACCAAAAGCAGCAAAAGGAAGUUCUUCAAAACUUCAAAGAUGGUAUCUAUAACAUUUUGGUGUGCACCUCUAUCGGAGAAGAAGGUUUGGACAUUGGGGAGGUUGAUUUGAUAAUUUGUUAUGAUGCUACGAGCAGUCCGAUCAAAAAUAUUCAAAGAAUGGGUAGAACAGGAAGAAAAAGGGAUGGGAAAGUUAUCCUGCUUCUGAGCAGUACUGAAGGCAAAAAGUUUUCACAAGCUAUGGUGGAUUACUCCGAAUUACAGAGGAUAGUUAGUCGAAAUUCUCUUGAAUACCGUCAAUCAGAUAGAAUACUGCCUUCAAAUUUGGACCCCUUGUGUGAGAAGAAGUUUAUCACCAUAGGAGAGGAGGAAGAUGAGCUUAAUAAUAUAGACAACUCGGACGAUGUCAUCAAGUUUGCGACGCAAGCCAUGAUGGGAAAACUUGACAUCAAAAAAAACAAAGCGACAAGAAAGAAGAAGAGUAAGGCUGAGGAGAAGACUUUUUUCAUGCCAGACAACGUUCAAACUGGAAUUAUAUCUGCUAGCAGCAUGGUAAACAAGUUUGUUGAGGACUCUAACGGAAACAAAAUAGAAGUCGCAAAGCUGGAACCUCAAGUUGACCUCCGGUACGCUGUCUUGGACAGUAUUGCAUUUGAAUCACUAAAUUCUUCGCCGGUGAAGCCGGAGACAGAAACAUCAAGCCAGCUCGAUUCAGUUAAAAUGAGCUCAAUCCUGGCGCGUCACAGACAUACCUCCAGAAGCACUGAUACUGCCGAUACAGACCGUACCUCGAUAUUCUCCGACCCGCCAACCUCAUUGAAAAGGCCAUUUGCUGCCGGCACCCCCGGAAAUUCUUUUGAUGAGGCCAUGCCACCUCUUAAAUGUAACAAGAAUCGACAAACAUCGUUUUCAGGUUUCCAACCCGACGAGCUGUCGAUACCUCUUACUGCAAAGAGCCAAGAGAGCCUAGGAAGCGGUAAAAUGGACAACAAUGUUUACAAGAACAGAUUUCAAGUACUUGAUGGCCUUUUGAGUUCUCAGGAACGACGAUAUUUCGAAGAAAACUACUCCGCACUACGCAGCGUGUGCAUAGAGCCGGUUCCGAAUUUUCGUCAGUAUAUAAAAACUGGCAUGUUUCCACACUCUGCAAAAACACAGCAACUAAUUACUGCAUUUGAGCAAAUGGAUGCUAACACCAGAGAGAGCAUAUUGAGUAUGAGUACACAUAAAGCAUUUGCUACUAAACUGGAAAACUCGGCAGCCUUCGAGAGUCCUCAGAAGUUGCUGCAUUCUGCGGUAGUGAAAGAUAGUGAUGUCCGGUACAUUGCUACCGAAGUAUAUGGCGGGUCGCGCUCAAUCCAAGACAACCAAGAUAUCAACGGUAAGCAAGCGGAGCUCUCAGAUUUCCUAGACUCUGAUUUCUCUGAUCUGUAG
This is a messenger RNA of Lachancea nothofagi CBS 11611, 3081 nucleotides long. The record is from the annotation of a GenBank genome assembly. NCBI's taxonomy places the organism in Eukaryota, Fungi, Ascomycota, Saccharomycetes, Saccharomycetales, Saccharomycetaceae.